UUAGUGUCACACUGCUGGUGUUGCUGCUGCUGCUGUUCCGUAAAAUAAGAUGGGUAUAGCAGAUGAGACGGACCGAACCCUCUUCAUAAGAAACUUAGACUCUCGCGUGACUGAAGAGCUUUUGUUUGAAUUGUUUUUACAGGCGGGACCUCUGAUCAAAACUAAAAUACCGAAAGACCCGGAGGGAAAGCCCAAAACAUUUGGUUUUGCUGUUUAUAGGCACGAGGUGUCCGUGCCGUAUGCUGUGCAGCUGCUGAACGGAAUCUCGUUAUUCGGGAGGAAUAUUCACGUACAGUUCAGAUCAGGCAGCAGUCAUGGCAACAGUCCAGGGAACGCGCAGCUAUCAAGUCCAGGAAAUAUUCCCAGUCCACACGGACAUAGGGCACCAGACCAUUUUAGUUCUCCACCUUCUCAACCAUCGAGGUCUUAUUCCGGCUGUGGGAGUCUGCAAAAACAUGUCAUGGUGAACAACAUGCGGCAGGCCCACAUGCAGCAGCUGGAAUACCAAAAUGGCAGCUACUCCAAGUCCAUGCAGAGCCAGCUGUCUCCUGCAGGACAUUCCGGCAGCUCGAGGCAACACAGUAACGCUCACUACCAGCAACACCUGUACCACUCAAACAGCGGCAGCAGGAACCAUCGCUUCUCGGAGGAGCCGGGCCCCAGCCGCCACCAGCAGUCCGGCCACGGCCGGGACAACUACAGCCACCAGGGGGACAGGAGCAGCAACCGUCAGCAACAGAGCCGAGGCAGUUACAGGCCACAAGACAACAGGGGCGGCAGCGGCCACAGCGAUAAUAGAUGGCGGCGGUACUGACACACGUCACGGGGGAGGGGGGGUUCUGUGCAAAGACUGAAGUUCUCCACAAAUAUCCCAGAGAAGACGAGGGAAUAUGUCACUGAACUCAGCACUCACUCGCUCAGGAUGUUUGUAUACGAUUCCACUGAGGCUCAGAACCGUAUGCCUCAGAAGAUGUAUAUUUUUGUUUGUUAAUUUUUAAGGCGCUUUUAAAUUUCUAGACCACCGUCGCGUGAGUUUGUCCUCACGGAAAUGUGGCAGAGAACUGUUGAUGAAAGCUUGAGCUCGACGAAAAAAGAACGGAAAUCAGUUUUAGGGAAGUACCUGGUGGAUAGAAAAAAAAAAAAGGUUUAUGACUUAAAUGACAGUUUUUAUUUUAUGCAUAUUGUUUUAAAUUAUUCCUGCCAGAAUUUUAAAAACGUAUCAGGUAUUUCUGAAAAAAAAAAAGAAAAA
Molecule: messenger RNA, 1249 nt
Organism: Cynoglossus semilaevis (tongue sole)
Lineage: Eukaryota; Metazoa; Chordata; Actinopteri; Pleuronectiformes; Cynoglossidae
Gene: rbm7
Product: RNA binding motif protein 7
Exons: 5
Coding region: 50-814 (254 amino acids)
Biological process (GO): regulation of alternative mRNA splicing, via spliceosome
Cellular component (GO): nucleus
Molecular function (GO): single-stranded RNA binding
Source: RefSeq, a predicted model, not a curated record